This is a messenger RNA of Bufo bufo (common toad), 7375 nucleotides long. RefSeq names its product BCL2 apoptosis regulator (gene BCL2). The record is from RefSeq and is a predicted model, not a curated record. Lineage: Eukaryota; Metazoa; Chordata; Amphibia; Anura; Bufonidae. The transcript is spliced from 3 exons. Gene Ontology annotation, molecular function: protein heterodimerization activity; protein homodimerization activity. Gene Ontology annotation, cellular component: mitochondrial outer membrane. Bases 621 to 1508 code for a protein of 295 amino acids. Gene Ontology annotation, biological process: extrinsic apoptotic signaling pathway in absence of ligand; negative regulation of intrinsic apoptotic signaling pathway; intrinsic apoptotic signaling pathway in response to DNA damage.
CACAGCACAGGACUGAGCGGGCGAGCUGCGUCCCGCCUCCAGCUACGUUCUGAGAGAGUCCACAUAAUGGCAGGAAGCACAACACGGGCUGAAUGACAGUGAGCGCAGCCUGCAGUGGACGCUGAGCAGAGGCUAGCCCUGCUGCAGCCUGGGUGUGCUGGGACUACGGGAGCGGCAGUGCACUGGGUGCAGGCUUGUGUGGGUGGCCUUCAUGGAGAUGCUUCUGUGACGUUCACUGAUGCGUUCAGCUGCCCCUGAGGAUGUGAGUGGACGGAGCCUCAAGGUCCCUGGAAGUUCUUACAUGGAUUCGAAUCAACGGGGAAGUCCAAUAGCACAGCCUUAUCUGGGGAAGCCACGUGAAGAAGGGAAUGUCCCUUUGAAUCGGACAAUGAAAAUACCUAUAGGAGAGAAAUUACAGUAAAUGUACAGAACUCCGCUGGAAGGAAGAGGAGGGGGAGAUCCAGAGCUUGAAGAAUGAGAGAGCAUCUCCGAGACCCAGCGCUCACAACUAAAGUGUAACACUUGCGGACGGUUUCUGAGACCUGAGUAGGGUUAGAUCUUAUUAUAUUUUUCUAUCAAGAUUUCAUUUUUUUUGUCACUGGUUUCCAUCAUUGGAUGAUAUGGCUCAUCAUAGGAGAGGAAGCUAUGACCAUCGGGACAUCGUGGUAAAAUACAUCCAUUAUAAGCUGUCACAGAGGGGCUAUGAAUGGGAGGAAGGGAGACAGAUUUCUUCUGGCUUCCCAGCUACUUCUGCUGCUAACAAUAAUCUUACUAAUGACGGAGAGGUGUCUGCCGUACCUGGUGGUCCAGCUGGACAACCUCUUGCUUCAGAUUUGCCUGCUGCUUCCUCUUCAGAUAAUGAAUCUCAGAGUAAUUUUCCAGUACCACUUCUAGACAAUGCACCUGCUGCUCCCAGAAGCUCUACAUCUGCUGCAUCCCCCAUCCCUUCACCCCAGGCAGAUUUGGAUGUUGCCCAGAGAGAAGGGAAUGUUGAUGAAGAUGCUGGUCAACCACUUGAUGAAGAUAAUGGUGAAGACGCCCCUUUACAACCUGUUCCCCCUGCAUUAUUCCAGACACUGAGUCGUGCAGGAGAUGAGUUCUCCAAUUUGUACCAGCAAGACUUCAGACAUAUCUCGGGGCUCCUCCACCUGACCCCAUCCACAGUUCGUCUUCGUUUUGCCGCUGUGGUGGAGGAGCUCUUUCAUGAUGGGGUAAAUUGGGGCAGAAUUGUGGCUUUUUUUGAGUUUGGAGGAGUCAUGUGUGUAGAGAGUGUGAAUCGUGAGAUGUCACCUUUGGUGGAUUCCAUAGCUGGAUGGAUGACCGAGUACCUGAAUAGGCAUCUGCAGAACUGGAUCCAAGAACAGGGAGGAUGGGAGGCUUUUGUUGAACUAUAUGGCAACAGUGUUCGCCCUCCUUUUGAUCCAAUGUGGCCCUCCAUCAAGACCAUCCUAAGUAUUGCUGUAAUCGGAGCCUGCAUCACUUUAGGAGCCUACCUGGGAAACAAGUGAUCAUCUUUGAAGGCUUUUUCAUCUGACGAGAUCACUUAAUAAAAAGAGACUGAUCUGUAUGGCUAAAGGACCAACUGUCAUAUCAGCUAUAACUGCCAAAGGAGGUUUAUUUCUUUAUUCUAGAGUUGUUUCCUUUUUUAUAAAAGAUUUAUUUAUUAAAGUUUUUGGAUUUCAAGCUAUGCCUCACCAUCCUGACCGUUACAUGUAGCACUUAACGAGUUUUUUUUUUUUUUUCAGUUACUUUCACAUACAAGAUUCUAUUAUCACCUCCACGUAUUGUUUGGUUGCCUGAUUAUUGGUUGACUUACCACCAUUAAAAUUCCCACAUUUUGUUUUGUCUUAGAACAUUAAACCUAUUAAAAUUUCUUGCCAGUAUUUAUAUUCAGCUGUAUAAUUUAAUUGUGACUUCCAAGCUUCUUUAUAUUAAUAUUCCUUCCCAUAGUAAAAAGUUUGGUAGCCAUAGAUGAGAGCAGAUGAUCAGAAACGCCACAUAUGCCCUUAUUAUUCAUCUAGUAUUCUCUAGUACUAAGUUGGUUCUCUGGAAAGAAUCUGCUAUCAUCUUAGUCAUCUCUUAGCACCAUGUGCCUAACUAACUAGAGUUUCCAAUAGCCUUGCUUCAAGUACCAUGAGUAAAUAGAAAUCGAGCACCAUCCAGGGAGCAAACAGUACUUUACUAUUACUACGUAAGUCACUGAAUUUUGAUCAGUAAUAUGGUAUAUACAGUGUACAUGCAUGGAAGUAUCUUGCAGAUCGCAUGUAAGAAACAGUGGACAGUUGGUCUGAUAAUUUCCACUCAAGGCAAACGAUCACAAUGUAAUGCAGUGCUCUAGACAACUGAAAGACAGUUAUCAUCAACCAGUGUCUAUCAACCUCUGGUUGAGCAUCCAACCGAUGGGCAAUAAGAUCAAUGUCCAUCUCUUAAGAGUGAAGAAUGUCGUACUGCAAUUGAGACUGGCUUAUAUUUUGGCUAACCAAAUCUGAUCUGGCAACCAAACUGAUAAGGUUCCCUAGUUCACUCUAUCAUAUAUAACAUGUCAUGUAAGCUUACAUUAUGCUAUAGAAGGGACUCAUUUCAGCUUUCUAAUUGCUUGGUUAGAAGUUAGAACUACUGUUAGUUUAAGUUCUAAGUUACUAAAGAACCGAAUGUUGCAACCAAAAUGCAAUACAUUCUAAUGCAGAUCCAGGCGUGGUCUCCAGGUGAAAUGGGUCUGUCUGAGUCUAGCUAGCUAUACAUACAGUAACUGCACCUUAUGUAUUAAAAGGCCACUAUCAUAAAAAAAAAUGUACUACUGAUCUUCCUAAAGGGUCUUAAUUAGAACAUAUAGCACUUAUCAGUUUUACACGGAAUACUAGUGUACAACUUGUCAUUUUACUGUCAAGAUCCAUCUUCAGGAUCUUAAGUGGAAUAUUCAGUAUCUUAAUCCAAAUGAAUUAUUGCUAAAACAAAGCACUAAGAUAUUUUAAAAUAUUUAUUAAAUAAAAUGGAGCAGAAGUUAAUGGGAAAAUGAGAUGCAGCUGCUGUGCUUGACGCAUUGUAGGAACCAUUGAGGGCUGUGCUUCCAAUUAAAUAAAUCAAUUAAAAACCCAGUAUAUUACUGCUAACCAUGGCCAUAAUAAUUCUGUUUCUUAAUCCUAUCCUGCCGGCCUGCCUCUUACUGCAUUCAUGUAAAAACGGUAAUAAAAAGCAUCCAUCUCUUCACGUAAGAUAAAAACCAAUCUCUGCCUUUAAGGCACAAGCUAAGCCAUCAACCUUUUGACCAAACCCUACCUUUUUAGUCAUAGGCUAUAUAUACUAAGACUGACAAUACAAAUGUAUAAAUUUGACUCGUCAGAUGGGAGUCCAUGCUCAAGUAAUUGAAAUCUGUGCCAGCUAUGAGCUAGCAUAGAUUUGAAGAAUAAUUUACACCAAUUUAUGGUGUACUGUAAAUGUGAGCAGCCACAGAAGAGGAGAGAAGUGAAAAGUCAUAUAAAAUCUAUGAUAAACAUGCCCCAGUAUAUUUAAUUUUUAUCAUUAAUUUCUAAGUUUUUAGUGUCCCUUCAUGGAAGUACUUUAAGGGGGUGGUCUCAUUUGGGAACUAAAGAAACAUCUGAUUGAAUUUAAAAAAAAAAGAGGUCUUCUGUUCAGAAAGCUAAUCUUUCAUCUACAGUGGAGAUCAGGUAAAAAGGUUGAGAAGCCCCUUAGAGGAAAGAGUCCUAAGUAAUUAUGCAACAUAACCCCUGAUUGAGAGGCUUAGUCAUGAUAGUGUCCUUUUAAUGACAUGUUCAAUAGUGCAAUUUGUAUGUUUCCUAUAUAUUACGGUACAGGACAUUUAAAGGCUUGUACGCUGCAUUACGUCUAUAGAUCUCAGUGCAUGCAAGUCAAACGUUAGUUUUCUUGAAAUAACUUAAUUCUAUGCUCCACAGUACACAUACGGCAUACAGAUUUUGAAAGUAGACUGUAUGUAUUCAUGUGGUUUCUAAGGAUUAAAGUGAACGACAUCACAGUGAAGUCUGAAUUGUAAAUGUUGGCGAAAAAAUAAUAUAGCUCAUUUAACUGCAUUGCGUAUAGAAGAAAAGGUGACCUAAACCAUAUUGACCAAUCAAAUACAGUCCUGGUGUGUUUUUUUUUUUGCCAGGCUUGCACUAGACAGGUCAAUGCUACUGUUGAUUGGUUGUAUUGGUUCGCUGCAGACCUUGUACCCAACGUAAUGCUGUUACAUUUGCUGUACUGUCUUUUCUUCUGUUCACAUAUUUGUAACGUGUAGGGAAACAAUUGUGCAAUGCGACAGGCUAGAUAUGCAGACCUUAGUUGUCUCUAUACGGUGGCACGUAGAAAUUAGAGACAACAAUUGGGCCUACAAUAUCAUGUCCUGGAGUCUUGUCCUAUAGAAGCCCUUACUUAUUUUACUCUGAAGCAUACUAUUUUUUAUUUCCAAAACUAGUAUACAUAUAUAUUUUUUUAAGAAAAGAAACAUAUUUUUGUUAUAAGUCUUUAGUUGUGACCUUCUUAGUAGUAGGGUCUAAAUAGCUUUCUUUUAUUAAAUCCUGAAGUCAAACUAGCUGACGCUAGCACCCGUAAUAACGAUAUUACUAUAUUUUCAGCUUAACUCCAUCUCUUAUAUGAAUAGAAUGUAUUCACCUGCAAGAGAGAAUUAACCAAAAAUGAAAACUAAGCAAUAAGGAGAGUAACUAAACAUGUACUUGGAGAAGUUAACCAUGUACAUGUUACUCCUAAUACUGGGUAAACUAGGCGGUUAUGGGAGCGUACCUGUUACCUAUAUUGUAUUCUGUUCUACAUACUAUGGAGAAAUUGUUAACCACCAAUGGUUCAUUCUACUAAAAUGAUGCGUGAUCUGUUUGGCUACAUAAAUAAUAGAUCAACGCAGAUUUACAUGUGCAUGACCAAACACCACUUAAGGUUCCUUGUUGUAUCUUUAUGUUAUACUAACAGUAACCACAGGUAAGAAUGGGGCUGUUGAUUCAAUGUUUGUGCAUGCAAUCUCUGUACUGUGUAGUAGCCAAAAGUUGCAAUGUUCCCACGGUUCUGAUUGAAGAGAAACAUUGGCAUGCAGUAGUAAAGAGAGCACUAUAACUUUAUGUACCACACAGCCCCUAACAAGCAUGUACUAAUGUUGUGAUGGUGUUGGCAUUGUAAGUAUAGCAAACUAGAAAUAUAAUGGACCUUGUUUUAGCCGUGUAGAAGAAAUGCUGCUUCCUACCAGUGUGCAUCUCAGCCUUUUAUAUUGCUUUUGAUUGUUCCAACAAUUCAUUAAGUGUAUUACCUUUGUUUUUUAUUGUAACUUUUUUUUUUUUUUUUACAUUUUCUAUAUUGUAAUGAACGUGGUGUGUUGAGAAGGUAUGAAAAUCAACUGUAAAUACUGUUGGUCCAGGUUAAUGUGUUUUUAGUUUUUGCUGUUUGGAGGAAAAGAUAGGGAAUGUUUAGCAGUCCGUUUGAUUGUAGUUUUCUUCAGGUCUUACAUACUGAGAGAUCUGAAUACGUACCUGAAAUGUAACCACAACCCACACACUGGUGCUUACCCCCAACUAUGCCACGAUGAAUAUCAAUCCAUUGAUUGUGUUAGUAUGAAAGUAUCGUCUCCAUCCACUUCAAAUUGUUAUAGGUCAAGCUGUUGAGGUGCACCGUAGUGCACCCAUGAGAUAACGUCAUCUGAGUAUUUUUCAAGUACAUUGUUUUGGGUGAACAGGUAAAUAUUCAUUGAAAAUCAGUUUCAAGCCAAACUCGGUUUGUGUGGGAAGUCAACUUCCUAUUCCUUUUUGCAAUGAGUAGGGCUGCAGAAGGUUUAUGUAAGGAACUGAUUUAGAAGGGGUUUUCUAGUCAUCAUUAUCUGAUCGGUAGGGGUCCAACUCCCUGCAUGUCUGCCAAUCAGCUGUUUGAAGUGGCCACAGCACUUCUGUGAGCACUGUGGCCUCUUCAUAGGCUAGUGACAUCACAUUCAUAGGUCCUGUGACCUAACACUCGUCUCACUGCCAUUCAAGUGAAUGAGCCUGGACUGAAAUACCAAGUACACCCACUAUACAAUGUACAGCACUGUGCUUGGUUAGCUGUGAGGAGACUCUUUAAACAGCUGAUCGUUGGGGGCUGGGAGUCAGACCUCCACCAAUGAGAUUUUCAUGACCUAAUCUGAUUAUAGAUCAUCAAUAUAGGAGUCCCAGAAAACUCCUUUAAGUUGUCCAUAGACAAAACCCCUGGCUGAUACCUCUGUAUCUUUACAAAAAAGACUAAUCUCCCCUUCUUCCAUUAUAAUAACUAACCCACUUAGUUUAGUUGAAUGGGUAUAGAGAGGGAGGGAUAUUGCUGACAGACAACAUUUUGUUCACCCAAAAGCUCUCCUACUGUAUGUCACAGACAGCACCAACCACCGUACCUGAUACCAGGAUGUAGCAAUUUUAGCUCGGGAGGUUAAGAAUCCAUUUACACCAAUUUAUUUUUAUUUUUUUGAGGAGGCAGACUUUUAGCAGAAAUACAUACAUAAUGGUCAGGAGGUUUGUUUGUUUUUCUGAAACCUUCCAGAACCCGAGUUGAUCUAUAGUAACAUGAAGUAGCAAGUUCAUCCUUCUAAAUUCUGUUCACAUAGCUCCAGUUUCAGUUACAAUUUUAUUACUUAAUUAUUGAGAAGGAAAUUGUUUUCUUUCUUCCCACUGAUGCUACAGUGUACCCUUACCUUAAACACAAUUAACUGUCUCUCCCUUGGCUGGCGCUCCCUCUCUGAGGUUGUAGCUCGUGUUUACAAAGUUGUUGAGGGACCGGAAUCUUGGAGGCUUGAUGGCACCAGUGUGUUAACUUAAGAGAGUUAUUUAUCUUUUGGUGAUUUCAAUAUCAGAGUAUUCUUUAUUUUGUUACAUUUUAUAUGUGUAGCUAAAAAAAUGUAGUAAACUGUGCUGCUAAACUGCCAAUAUAAUUUGAUUUUAUAUUGAUGUAUAUUUUUGGAGGACAGCUUAAGAAAGCUGUUUACAUUGGUUAAUAUGAAGUAUAUGACCUUGUUGUCAAACAUGCAAGGUAGUCAUCUUGUUCAGGAAUUAUCCUGGUCAUUAUCUCAGUAACAAUAUCUUCAUGAGCGAUAACUACAUUGUAAACUUUUAUUUUUCCAGUACUCUAUAGCAUAUUCUUAAAGGUGUUCUGUUUUAGGCAACUUUCUUUAAAGAGGAACUGUAACCUCAACUGACAUUUCUGUUUUAGUAAAUACUUAAUUUUACAUGAAAUGACAAUUCUGGAGCACCUAUUCUUAUGACUCUUGUUGAAUUUCUGAACAAAUUGACAAUUGGGUGUUACCAGUUAGGGGUAUGUUCUUGCACAAUCUGACACUGUCCAAUCAGUGCUGGCAGUGGCAGACUGUGCAGGGAUACACCCCUUGUAAGACCUAGUUGUC